This is a messenger RNA of Gambusia affinis (western mosquitofish), 2959 nucleotides long. RefSeq names its product nuclear factor 7, brain-like. Bases 207 to 1616 code for a protein of 469 amino acids. The record is from RefSeq and is a predicted model, not a curated record. Gene Ontology annotation, molecular function: protein binding; zinc ion binding. Lineage: Eukaryota; Metazoa; Chordata; Actinopteri; Cyprinodontiformes; Poeciliidae. The transcript has a single exon.
GAGAAAAGCAUUAGCACCAUCUAGUGGCCAGGUUAUGUUAUGGCAGUUAUAAUUCAGUAAACCUGGCAGAACAGGAAAACGAAACUUAAAGAAAUAUUUUGCGGAACAAAGAGACAACGUAACAGGAACGUCUCCCAUUUCUAAAGAAGAACUCAGAAGGAGGACUAAAACUCAACAUACUGACUUCAGCAGAGGAAUUUGCUAAAAUGGCUGAGAAAAUCGCUCUUGUUGAAAGUUACCUGAGCUGCCAUAUUUGUUCAGAGAUUUUCAGAGAUCCUGUUUCUCUGAGCUGCAACCACAGCUUCUGUUCAAGCUGCCUGCAGGAAUUCUGGGAAAAGACUGGAAACAAGAACUGUCCCAUCUGUAAAAGAAAGUCGUCAAAGGAGGUUCCGUCCAUCAACUUCUUCCUUAAAGAACUCGCUGAUUCGUUUGCUGGGAAGCAGAAUGGAGCUUUAACUGAGAUGGGAAAAGAGAAGAAGGAAGAGAAGAAGGUGGUCUGUGAGAAACACUCUGAGGUUCCUUACUGGUUCUGUGAAGACGAGCAGAGAGCUGUGUGUCCUGUCUGUGAGUUUUCUCUCCACCAGAGUCACAAAGUGGUUCCUCUAGAUCAAGCAGUCAGUGAGCUGAAGGAGGAGCUGAAAUCUGAGUUAAAGUCUCUGCAGGACAAGAGGAACAAACACAAACAAGUGGAGAAAACAUACGAUGAUUUGAUUCAACACUCCAAGAAGCAGGUGUUGUCCACAGAGAGACAGAUCAGAGCAGAGUUCAACAAGCUCCACCAGUUCCUGAGAGAGGAAGAGGAGUCCAGACUGGCAGCUCUGAGGGAGGAAGAGGAGCAGAAGAGGAAGACUAUCAUGAGAGAGAUGAAGAGGAUUAAGGAGCAGAUCUCCUCUCUGUCAGACAGCAUCUCUGCUGUUGAAGAAGAGCUGCAGAAAGACAACGUGUCGUUCCUCAGCAGUUAUGAAGCCACUCAGAGCAGAGCCAGAGGUCAGAGGUCACUGCCAGAUCCACAGCUGGUCUCAGGAGCUCUGAUAGACGUGGCCAAACACCUGGGCAACCUGUCCUUCAGAGUCUGGGAGAAGAUGAAGGACAAGGUCCACUUCAGUCCCGUCAUUCUGGACCCAAACACUGCUAAUGGAUGGAUCCAUCUGUCUGAUGAUCUGACCAGUGUGACACAUGGAGACGCAUGGGAGCAGCUUCCUGAUAAUCCAGAGAGAAACAUUUAUACAGAAGUGUUUGGUUCUGAGGGCUUCAGUUCAGGGAAACACAGCUGGGAUGUGGAGGUGGGAGAUCAUCCUGACUGGUAUUUGGGUUUGGUCAAAGAGUCUGUUGACAGGAAGGGAGAGAGAGAUGUUACACCACAAUUUGGAAUCUGGUGUUUAUGUUUUGAAGAUGGAAAAUACACUGAUGGUGAUAGUAAGUUCAUAUCCGUGAAGAAGAGUCUCCAGAGGAUCAGAGUCCAACUUGAUUACGACAGCGGCUUUGUGUCCUUCUACGACCCUGAAGACAUGACCCACAUCUACACUUACAGAGACACUUUCACUGAGAAACUCUUCCCAUACUUCAGUGUUGGAGAAGCUGCUGGAGCAAAACCGACAAAGAUCAAAAUUAUGUGAAACUGAAAAGUUUGUGCAAUUUUACUGAUAUUUUACAUGAUUGUUUGUUUUAUUUUGAAAUUUUAAAAUAAUAUUCUAGUUAAUUUGUUAAAUAAGAAGAAAAGCUAAAGUCUGGGAUUUUAUUAAUGUUGUAAUUUUUGAACUAUGAUAGAUUUAAAAAAAUCACUUUGUAUGAAUCCUAAAAGGUGGAAUUAUUGUUAUUGAUAAAUAACAAUAAAACCAGACUUUCUCUGACCAAUAACAAGUUAAGGUGUUCUUUAAGGGGUUCAUUUUACUUCGAGGGCUUUGGAAUAUUUUAAUAUUGUAUAACCUUAAUAAAACUCUGAGGUCAUGUGACCAAGACAAGCCGUUUAUGGAUUUUAUGAAAAACUGAAAACUAACAGGACAUUUUCCUUCCCUUUAAUUUGACAUUGGAGGACUCUUAUGAGCUUUUUAGAAAUCAUCUUUUUAUAAUUGCUUUUGAUAAAGUGUGUGGAUAUACUGGUGUUUUAUUUGGUGUUUAUUACUCGACUUUUAUUAUCUAAUGCUUCCAGCUUUAGUCUAUUUUUAUUUUCUUUUUAAGAAUUGUAACAGAAAACUUUUUUCAUUUUACUCCAGAAUUAUGGAGAUUAGUCUUUUUCAAAAUGUUGCAGAUUUGCCAACUUUAUUUUUACAUAAAUGUUAAAGAUCCUAAAAACGUUUAGUAAGGGGAUCAUAUAAAAAGCAGUUUUCAAAUUAUUUCCUUUACUGUGAAAAACAAGGAUACCUAAACUACACUGGCUUUAUGGCAAAAGGUGACAAAAUCAAUACUGUCUUUCUUCUUUAAUACAUUAAAUCCUUAAUCUAACUCAGAAUCCAAGUUUUCUUUUUCACAUUUGUUUAACCAGCUAAAAAAAUUAUUAAUUGAUAUAAAACUAAAAAUAUUAAAAAUCCCUAAUAAGGCUAAUACUUUAUCGCAGCAUUAUAUCAGUCUAAUGUAUUUUUUAUUAACUUUAAAGUUGUGUGAUGGGAAACAGAUUUUACCUGCCGAUCAAAGUCAAACCAGAUCAAGAGAAAAAUCUGCCAAUUCCAAUCAUUGGCAGGUCGAUCGGUGCAACACUAUUAACGAAAGGUUGAGAACAUUGAACUAAAACUUCAAAUGGUGUUUGAUUACUUUGUUACAUUGUCUGUUUAAUAUACUGUGUACAUUUAUUAUUUUUUUUUAAAUGCUUUCAAAAGUUUGUCUUUAUGUACACUCAUCUUUUAUUACCAUAAACAACAGAAUAUUAAAUCUAAUAUUUUGCAUUUGGAAAUUAUUUUCCUUUGUUACAUUUUAUGCAUUUUUUGCUGUUGUUUUCUUUGUGCAGAUAUUAAAAGUUUAUAUG